Kogia breviceps (pygmy sperm whale) is the source of this 3597-nucleotide messenger RNA. The record is from RefSeq and is a predicted model, not a curated record. NCBI's taxonomy places the organism in Eukaryota, Metazoa, Chordata, Mammalia, Artiodactyla, Physeteridae.
GGGGGCGUGCGCGCACCGUGUCAGUUUCGAAGUCCCUGGCUUCUCCCCUGUGCUCCCAAGCAACUGGAUCGCGCCUCGGGCUAAGGCUUUUCCCUCCUCUGCCCACCCGGCGCCUCCACCCGGCCCUGCGGCGCCCCGCAGCUCCCCGCCCCCCCCCACCAGCCCCGGGGCCCUUCCUGCCUUUUCUCCGCGGUGCUUUGAUCCGGGGGCCUUUCUGUUUGUUUUCUCUUCUUUCCUCUUUGUUGCUCUAAAACCCACCUCGCCGAAGCCCCCCGCUGCGGAGGGAUUUCGAGUUGCAGAGGAAGGCGGCUGCCGCGCACCGCAUCAGCCCCUCCUGCGACCCCGCCAGCCGGCGCACCCACCCCGCCUGCCAGACCCGCCGCCUGCGUUCGUUCGCCCGAGGAAGCCAGCCGAGAGUUCAUUGAUGCACCCAUUCCAGUGGUGUAACGAAUGCAAGCAAAUGGACCAUCUCUUCUCAGCUAUAAAGCUCUUCUCACCCAUACUUCUUUAUCACAGAAAGUCCCAAACUCACUGACUCAAUCCUGGAGCCCCAGGGGAAGUUUCUCUCAGCAAGAUAACAUGGUCAAGAUAAACUGAUAAAGUGCUGAGGCCAGAGUGCCUCCAGAGUGAAUACAUGUAAACUCUCUACAUUCGCUAUGGCCAUUGCUGUGCAAGUUCCGAGAACAGGGAACCCAGUGAAGUUCCUUGGGACCCUAAACAUGCCAGGAUCCAGCUCAUAAAAGGUGCGUGGAGAGCAAAGGGUGUUUCUGCGGCCUGGGACUGGUGAGCUCCAACAAGUCCUGCUCCAUGCCACCCAUCAGUUUCCAAGACCUUCCCCUCAACAUCUACAUGGUCAUCUUCGGCACCGGCAUCUUCGUCUUCAUGCUUAGCCUCAUCUUCUGCUGCUAUUUUAUCAGCAAACUCCGGAACCAGGCACAGAGCGAACGAUACGGAUAUAAAGAGGUGGUGCUUAAAGGUGAUGCCAAGAAGUUACAGUUAUAUGGGCAGACCUGUGCAGUCUGUCUGGAGGACUUCAAGGGCAAGGCUGAGCUGGGUGUGCUCUCAUGCCAACACGCCUUUCACCGCAAGUGUCUGGUGAAGUGGCUGGAAGUACGCUGUGUCUGCCCCAUGUGUAACAAGCCCAUUGCUGGUCCCUCAGAGGCCACCCAGAGCAUCGGGAUCCUAUUAGAUGAGCUGGUGUGAGUGCUGCCUCCAUACCAAGGCCUGGAGAGAGAAGACUUCUAGCCUCACGGGUGCCUGGUCCUUCCGCGAAGCCGCAAGUGAACAAGACUGGUGGGUGGUGAUGGGCAUGCUCCCCUGGAGGGACGGGGGUGCAGGGCUGGUCUUCCAGCCUCAGGGUGAGACUAGACGUGCCCACCUCUCUGCUUCCUGAAGCCUGCUUCCCUGCUACUCGGUUCUGAUGGACUUGCCCAUCGGGACCACUGUAUCCUGGUACUGGACUAUCUGCCUGCCUUGUCCCUGCUCUGGGAAAAGAAAUCCAUUCCUAUCUGGCCAAGAACUUGGAGCACACCCCCUUGAGGCUUCCCCUGAGGAGGACAGGCUGCCCUGACCUAGAAGAAGGGAUGAGAUGGGCUCUGCCCCGCCUGUGGCCUCCCUGCCCCCUCCCCACUCCUUCCAGAGGAAGGUUAGAAGGGAAGGAAGGAGAAAGAUGGAGGAACCAAGUGCCUCCAGUGGAAGCGAGGGAGGCUCUGUAGGAAAUGGGGAGAGCAGGGCCAAACGGAAGAAAAGUCAACGUUUACAUGGGACCUAUGGAAACAAAGGCUGGCCGGCCGGCCUGCUGACUACAGGGCGGUGGGGGGCAGCCCCCUGCCCCUCCUAGAUCUGAGGUGCUAUCCGUUCACUGUUCCUCGGUUGAUCUCAGAGCUUCCUAUUCCGUGUUGGGGUUUGAGUAUCCACCGGCCCAGACGAAGGGCUUGGUCUACACCCAAAUGGAUUCCCAGGGGUUUUUUUCUAAAGGAGCAAAAAGGGGGCCUGGGGAUGGGGGUGUCUGGAUAUUAAGGUCGUGGUGGACACCCUCUUCCCCUUUGUAAAUAGUAUUUUUAUACUUCAUCCUCACCAUCUCAGGCUUUAUACAUGGAAUCCUCCAAAUGGAAGGGGUAGGGCUUUUCUGUUCCUCCCCCAAGUGGGUGAGGGUGGGAAAAAGGUAUGUAUUUAAAGCAAAUUAAAUUUAAUAACAAGUUUCUCUAACCUUUUGCCUGUGGUUGUGGCUUGUGUCCGUUGGCCCUUUUCUGCCAACAGAGGGAACAAAGUUCUCGAACUGCCCUCUACUUGCUUUCCCAUGCUCAGAGCGGACAUACAUGUGCACAAAGCUUCCUGAUCCUUGACAAGAAGAAUUCGUAUUAAUUAUUACCUGUUCAGCGUAGGUUAGGACGAACAUCGAUAUGCUUGAAGACCUGACUGAGCCAGGCUCAUUCACAUGAUGUCUAGAAUAUUUUUAAAGAAAGCUGGUGUAUGGCACCAUAGCAUUCCAGCUACCAAGACGUGUCAUUCGUAGAGUUCGCCUUGUAAUUCAAGCCACUGAGCUCUUAACACAGGAAAGGUCCACAUUGCUACCAUGGAGGCUUGAUUUCUUUCUCUGAUUAGACUUUUUUUCUUACCCACUAGCUGACAAUCACUGACUCAUCCUACCCUGUGUACUGCAUCUAGAAGUACUGUUAGCUUUUUAUGCUUCCAGCUGCACUCAGAUCUGGCACCCGUGCCCUCCAGCUGUGCUCUGUCAACGUCUUAAAGUGGUGCUGAGUUGAUCGUGGGUUUGCAAAAUGGAUGGAGAGAGCCAGGAACCAUUUUCGUGGCCGUCGCAAGCAGGGAGCAGCUGGGUUGUGGCUGGCCUCCGCUCAGUGGAACGGGGCAGGGCCAGUGGUCCUACCAGCAUCUCUCUUUUUUUUUUCUCAUACUUCCAAGAUUUUAUUUUCUUUUUAAAAAAGUCAUUUGAGACAAUAUCGCAGAAGUAGAAUGCAUUAUUGUUUGUCUUUAACAGAAAAAAAAAAAAAUCAACGCUGCAGUAAAACAGAACACAAACUCAUGUGUUUCCCCAACUGUGCUGCUCAGGAACGCACCUUCCACUUCCCAGCAUGUCUUGAGCAAAGUCUAGUGUAGUGGUGGGUCACAGACACACAAGAGAUGCCUGUGCUUCCAGAGGAGCCAGACCUACAGGUUAGGUAUGAUGCCCGCCUAGCCCUGCAGUUGAGCCAUGGAGCCUGUCGGCACAGUUGGUGCUCAUGGCAGGGCAGACCCGAGAUGCCACCUGGGCAUCUGACAUUCCUGGUGGAGUUGUCGCUACCUGUCUUGGUGGCGUCCUCUGCCCCACGGGGCGCCUGUUCUUGCCGCCUCUUCACACGCUGAGAAGUAACUGCUGCCCCUUAGAGCCUCUACCCGCUGCUCGUUGCUGCCAACCCUGCAGGGUUGGAUCUCUUCACUGAGAGCACCAGUUCCUCCUCUCCAGGUGGGCCUGCUUGCUUCAGUGCAGAGGAUGCAAUGCAUUUCCCAAGCAAAACAAAGAGCCCUCCCUCUAGCGCCUGCCGCCGCCUCCUGGUGGAUGCAUCACGGGAAUGAGGUGGGAAACAGGUGGUCUCCAGG